Molecule: messenger RNA, 716 nt
Organism: Polychytrium aggregatum
Lineage: Eukaryota; Fungi; Chytridiomycota; Chytridiomycetes; Polychytriales
Product: ACT domain-containing protein
Exons: 1
Coding region: 37-576 (179 amino acids)
Biological process (GO): regulation of intracellular signal transduction; cellular response to L-arginine
Cellular component (GO): cytosol
Source: RefSeq, a predicted model, not a curated record
GCCAUUCAUCUCGCCACCUCCAUCCCCGCUCCCAUCAUGCCGUCGUUCACCCUGGAGCUGCUCCAAGACCACCUGAGCGUCUACCGAUUCCCAAGCCCGACCGCCGAUUCGGCCGUCGCCCGCAAGCCAGACCCAAUCCUCGACUUUGCUGCGGGCCUCUUCCGUGCAUCGUGCGAGCGACAGGUCUUUUGCUCCCUAACGCGAACGCACGACGAGAUCUCGAUCGUAUGCCCCAGCAAACUCCUGGACGACCACCUGGCUCUGAUGCGCCACCGCCCUGCAGCUCCUCCAACAGCGGUCCCGGUGACAACUGCCGCCGCUGCGUCUAAUGACCAGGCUCAACCCGAGCUGCCGGACCCUCGAGCCGAGUCCGAUUGGCGAGCGUUCAAGAUCCAGGGCCCGCUGGACUUUGCCCUCGUCGGGGUGCUCUCGCAGAUCUCGGCCGUGCUGGCGCAGGCUGGGGUUUCGAUCUUUGCGGUGUCAACGUUUGACACCGACUAUAUUCUCGUCAAGCAGGAUCGUCUGGACGAUGCAAGGGCUGCGCUGGAGGCCAUGGGUUGCUCCAUCCAGCCCUGAGCAGCCAGAGACAAGCAAGGGUUCUGUCCUCGGCAGUGGUACUAAGCGUCGGCUUUUUCAGCAUUCUGGCCGGUGGCAAAGUCGACGAAAUAGACUCUGUGCGCACAAAGCGCCUGUAUGCCUGAAGAUCCAUCCGAGAG